AUGUUCGGUCUUGGAAAGCUACUCUAUGUAAUCAUAUUGACUGUGAACGGGAUUGCCGUUCUCAGUGAAGACCGAUUCCUCAACCGCAUAGGCUGGGGCUCUUCGGCUUCUUCCCCCAACGGCGGUGGCCAGUUCCAGCAAUACGGAAAUGGCUUCGAUCAAAACGACGGAACUUCGGUCAAAACCAAGAUUAUCAACUUGAUAGGUGCCAUCAGGACGUUAUUGCGAAUUCCUUUGAUAGCCAUAAAUGUAGUGGUGAUCUUGUACGAGUUGAUAUUGGGUUAG
This is a messenger RNA of Scheffersomyces stipitis CBS 6054, 285 nucleotides long. RefSeq lists its product as uncharacterized. Gene Ontology annotation, cellular component: Golgi membrane; COPII-coated ER to Golgi transport vesicle; endoplasmic reticulum membrane. The transcript has a single exon. Lineage: Eukaryota; Fungi; Ascomycota; Pichiomycetes; Serinales; Debaryomycetaceae. The record is from RefSeq and is a predicted model, not a curated record. Gene Ontology annotation, biological process: endoplasmic reticulum to Golgi vesicle-mediated transport. Bases 1 to 285 code for a protein of 94 amino acids.